Messenger RNA from Peromyscus eremicus (cactus mouse), 3098 nucleotides. RefSeq names its product MINDY lysine 48 deubiquitinase 1 (gene Mindy1). The transcript has 11 exons. Gene Ontology annotation, cellular component: cytosol; cell periphery. The record is from RefSeq and is a predicted model, not a curated record. The coding region runs from base 1654 to 3060 and encodes 468 amino acids. Gene Ontology annotation, biological process: protein K48-linked deubiquitination. Gene Ontology annotation, molecular function: K48-linked deubiquitinase activity; cysteine-type deubiquitinase activity; cysteine-type carboxypeptidase activity. NCBI's taxonomy places the organism in Eukaryota, Metazoa, Chordata, Mammalia, Rodentia, Cricetidae.
CUGGAUUCAAAAGCCUGGCUUGGUCGGGACUUUAAAUUGCAGCAUAUCUCUAUAUCUUAUUAAAAUAGCUUUAGGUGUUUUUUAAUUUUAAUUCUCCCCUUCACCAAACUGACCUAUUGUGAUCAAUGGUGUGUUUGCUCAUGCUAGGAAAACAUUAGCAUAAUUUUUGACCUGUCUUCUUAAAAUACAGUCGUGCCAACUCUUCCUAACUUCAUAACUCUGUAGCCUCUUUUCCCGCACAGCCUGGACAAAUAUCUCCUCUUGCUGUUCUUGGACUGUUGCAACCGUGACUUUGCUUCCUGGGUCUCUGUUGCAACUGUUCUCUCAGCUUUCAGAGUUGCUUAAAGUCUCUUCCUGUGGCAGCCGCGUCAACAGAGGAGCCUUCAGAAUAUUUUUCUGCUCCUCGGGGAGGUGAGAGGAGACGAGGGGGCGUCUUCUUCACCCUAGAUGUAUUAACCAGGUACACAGCUCAAUCAGUUUCAUUUCUAGCCUUUAAAAAAAACACAAAAACAUACAGGGAGGAAGGGAAGACGUGGAAAGGAGCCCUCUGGGGGGCUCCCGAAAAACAGAAGCGGUGUUUUUUUCUUUCCUGUUAAACGAAUAAAUAUGCAAACACAAUGCUCUGUGGCCCCGCUUCCACGGCUCCCGAGCAGAGGCCUGCGGCAGGCAUCCAGGGAGGUCCCAGCAGCGGCUGCGGUCCCGCCCCGCUCCUCUGCGCUCCGCCAGGCCGCUUGCUUUUCCCGGCUCUCACCAGAGAGGCACACGCGCUCCGUCCGUCCCUUCCCGCGGCAGGCGGAGGGAAGAGAAAGGGUCUGUUGUUUUCCUCUCUUCCUUUCUGCCGCUCACCGGGCUGCUGACCGGCUCAGACAGCCCUGAUGGAAAUCCGCCGCGGCUGAGCAGGCCCCUCCUCCUCCAGGGACCUCGUCCUCGGCUAAUUUGUCUUUGUCCCGACCGAGGGAAAGAAGAACAAGAAAAACCACAAACUUCCUUUGAAAACCAGUUUGCAGGCAGGGCCUGGAGCGCACGCCGGAGUCCCGGUCACUCGGCCAUCCUGAAGCCGCCGGGAGGCCCCCGGAGCGCCGGGGCGGGCUGCCUCCUGCUUGCCCUCGCCCCCCACCCUCCUCCGGCGUCCCCGGUGCUGGGCGUGAGUCCGGAAGUGGUCACGACCCAAGCGGGGCGCCGCGCGAGUAAGCCCGUGUCAAGCCGUGUAAGCUCCGGGGCUGACAGCUGGGAGCAGCUGGCGCAGGCAGCAGCGCCCCUCGACGAUGUCCCCUCCUCCAGCGUCGAACCGCCAGAAUUGAGUCCUCUCCCGGUCCCGGAACCGCAUCCACCUCUUUAAGAGAAGCCAGUUCCACCCAGUGUCUUCCAUCCCUUCCCAGCCUGGCAGCCCAGGUCCUAGCAAUUCCAUCCGGUCACAGCAAGUUCGAGGCAGAAAGAGCUGAAGCCUUCUGUUUACACAUGCUCAGAAAAGCUGAAUCCGGAGCCAGAGUGGCCUUCCACACUGUUCACUUCCCAGGUUUUUCUCGUUCCCUUUGCUCUGUAACUCAAUGAUCUUAUUGGCCGGGUCUCUCUUCUGCAUAUCAGAGUCACCUAAGCAAGGUCCCUGAGGUCAAGAAAGGCCUUCGUCCCCCUCAGUGGGACUCUAACCUCACUAUGGAACAAGCUCAGGCGGAGCCCCCAGUCCCCAGCAAGGCCAGUAGUGCAGAAACUGGUGAAUCUGAAAAACAGGAGGCCCUGUCCGGACCAGAGAAGCACCCUCCGGACGACCCUCAGGACAAGGGUGAUGCAGAGGCUGAUGGGGCAGCUGGAGAACGGGAGCCAGGGGACCAAGCUUUGCCACCAGCCCAGGAUGGGGAGAAUCUCGAGUGCCCUCCUCCUGAAGCCAGCUCAAGUCCGUGUGGGGCACCAUCUGAGGUACAGACAGUAGAGACGUGUUCUAGGCCACAGGAGCUUCCCCAGUCCCCCAGGACCCUACAGCCUGAUGUAGAUUUCUACUGUGUCAAGUGGAUCCCCUGGAAGGGAGAACAGACCCCCAUCAUCACCCAGAGCACCAAUGGCCCAUGUCCUCUGCUGGCCAUCAUGAACAUCCUCUUUCUUCAGUGGAAGGUGAAGCUGCCCCCUCAGAAGGAAAUGAUCACAUCAGAUGAGCUCAUGACACAUCUUGGAAACUGCCUCCUAUCCAUCAAGCCCCAGGAGAAGUCUGAGGGCCUUCAGCUUAACUUUCAGCAGAAUGUGGAUGACGCCAUGACCGUGCUCCCUAAACUGGCCACAGGUCUGGAUGUCAACGUGCGAUUCACAGGCGUCUCUGACUUUGAGUACACACCCGAAUGUAGCAUCUUUGACUUGCUGGGCAUACCUCUGUACCAUGGCUGGCUCGUUGAUCCACAGAGUCCUGAGGCUGUGAGUGCUGUUGGGAAACUGAGUUACAACCAGCUGGUAGAGAAGAUCAUCACCUGUAAACACUCCAGUGACCCCAACCUCGUGACAGAAGGCUUGAUUGCAGAGCAGUUCCUGGAGACCACUGCGGCGCAGCUGACCUACCAUGGCCUGUGUGAGCUUACAGCAUCUGCUAAGGAAGAUGAACUCAGUGUCUUUUUUCGAAACAACCACUUUAGCACGAUGACUAAGCACAAGAGUCACUUGUACCUACUGGUCACUGACCAGGGUUUUCUUCAGGAGGAGCAGGUGGUGUGGGAGAGCCUGCAUAACGUGGAUGGCGACAGUUGCUUCUGUGACUCUGACUUCCACCUAAGUCACUCCCUAGGCAAAAGCCAUGGAGCCGAAGGUGGGGGCGGCUCUCCAGAGAAGCAGCUGCAGGUGGACCAGGACUAUCUUAUUGCCUUAUCCCUACAACAGCAGCAGCAGCCACAAGGCAUGCUGGGUCUUAGCGACCUGGAACUGGCCCAACAGCUCCAACAAGAGGAGUACCAGCAGCAACAGGCCGUUCCACCUGCGCCAGCCAGGGCCCCUUCUCCCCAGGGGAGAGGAACCACAUCUGGACGCCCAGCUGGAGAGCGGCGGCAGAGGUCAAAGCCUGAGUCAGACUGUGUUCUGCUCUAACUGUAACAGCGUGGACCCGCCCCUCCUGUCAGGCUGUG